GGUAGAUAACCGUAUAUACAAAUUUCCUUUGUCUACUGAUGAGAUCGUUUUUUCACCUAAGGAAACGAAUGAUAAUGUUUUCUUCUUUUUGAUGUACCUAAGAUAUGAAAAUCUACAGAAGAGUUUUCUUUUAAUACAAAGAACUAUGGAAUAAUUGUGUUUUAACAGGAACACUCAGGUGUAAUUAUCCAAUGAAAUGUCUAAUAGCAAGUCACGUGAGAUACGACAUACAUUCUUGAGGACACCGAUAAUACACAACCGAACGCUUGUGAAAUUAUGUAAAAUUCCUACUGUUUGACAAUUAAUGCAAAGGUGCAUUUUAAGUUAUUGUAAGAUAAUUUAUUUGACAAUAUUUGAGCGUGAAUUUCAUUGAGAAAUGUCAUCACAAGGUUCUCAGAGAGGACGGGUAAAUUUGUCACCCUCUGCGAUGCCAUCCAUGAUGAGACCUAUGAAAGCAGUGAAGCCGUUCACGUUGAAAGGCAGCCCUACUAGAAAAAGUCCGGUUUGUUCGCCAACACCGAUUGCAAUUGGUCAUCGGAAUUCACCAGAACGAAAGUCGCCUAUUUCGCCAAGUUUUAAAGUAGAGAAACCCCGUGCAGUGAGAAGUAAUGGGAGUCCAUCAUUAAGAAGAGCUGGAUCACUGGAAGCUAUCUACAAUUCUUAUCUGAGUGGUAAAUGGCCUACUCCAGAAGUUUUAUCGUCACAUUUUAUGGUGGAUCAGACUACCCAGACCCCAGAUGAUUGGGAAAUAAACAAUCAACAGAAAACAAAAAAGAAAAAGAAAAGCCAUGGACGAUCCGCAUCAUUUGGGCAAGGAGAUCAUGUUGCCAAUGCUAAAAAUAUUCAUUAUAUAAAGCAUAGAUUACAGAAGACUAAAGAAGGGAGUAGACAGAACGGUAAACAAAGUCCAGUCCCAGGUAAUCAUCAGGCAUUAUCUUCAACAGCUCCAGCUGCCUUGCAGGGCUUACAGAGGGCAUCUAAACCACAGGGCAUUCCUAAUCACAUUCCUAAGUCUAGUAAUCUGUCUAGAUAUCAACGUAACAGUGUAGAGGGAUUGAAUACAGAGAUAGAGAAGCUAGUACUACACAACAGAGAAGAAGAAUUGGACAGGGUAUGCUCCCCUGAUACAUUGAUAUCUAUACUGUCACAGUUUGCAUAUGAUAUUCCUGAUGGACAUAAAGCUCCCUGUCCUGAACUUGUAAACAGAGGUAGUAGUACCAGAAGUAUAGAUACCCAGACACCAGGAACAGGAAAUCUCAGCGACAACAGUUCUGGUAGUAGAUCUCAUUCAGUUAGUCCAGCCAUUCCAAUAAUUCCAGGUCAUAUGGAUUCAUCCCGUCCAUCUAGUGAAUCUUCACCAAGGCGUCCAUCUAGUGAUUCUUCACCUAGGCGCCCAUCCAGUGAAUAUUCACCAAGAGAAAUGGAAAAAGUGGAAGGAUGUGAAUCUCCAGAUAGUUUACAAAAGAAAAUAUCUAGUCCAGGACCAAAUAAUUCCUACUUGUUUGUAAGAGAACCACCAGAUGGCUGUGAAAAGGUCAAAGUUAUUGAUGAAGAUACGAAAAGUCAUCCGAUCAUUAAAGAACCAUUGUUGUAUUGUCCAAUCAAGCCAUCACAAUUUAUUUUAAAGCCAAGUGUUGAUUCAGCAUUUUGUCCAUUACGCAAGAUGUAUACACCAGAAGUUACAAUUAAAUCUCAGGGAACACAGAGCACCCAGACGUCUACCUCUGUUAGCCAAUGAAAUCAGUGCUCAAUUCCUGGUUCAACAUUCAAUUCUCCAUUUAAAAAAAAAUUAUAAAUCAUAAGUAGGAAUUGUAUUAAUGAUUUUUGUUUCACCAAGAAAAUCAACUAGGAGGAUUUGUUUUGGUCAAAACUACAACCAUGAAUUUAAGUUACAUGUGACAAAUUUUUCCAUCAAGUGCUUUUGUUAAACCUCAGGUGUAUUUUGAUAAGAAUCUAAAGAUGGAGUUUAUUAUAAUUUUAUUCUCCUUUUAAAUAGAAGUAUAAAUAGUAGCAUAGAUAGUGCUUAUUGAUUGUAUUUUAUCCCAAAUUUUCCAUUUGUUCACAUAUAAGAAAUUAUUUUAAGUACAUAUACAUGUGUAAAAAGGACUAGUUUUUAGUUUGAAAAUAUUGAAUUAAAAAGUUGAAGAAAAUAGAACAUUUCAAGUGUUUAUAAUUUAUUUAAGUACACAAGAUCAUUUUAGAAGUUCACAGUAGUAAAGAAAGCUUCAUUAUUUCUUUAUAAAACAUUAUUUAUUGCAAUAAUAUUUUUACAAAUCUGCUUUAAUAAAAUAAGUGUUUUCCUUAUAUUGUUGAAGAAUAUAUAGAUAUUUGCCAUCAAAUGAUAUAAUUGAAAUAUGAAUAAAAAUGUGAAUAUUUGUUAUUAUUUAACAUUUUAGUGUGCACAUAAUCAAUCAUGGCUGUAAAUCAUUAAUAUUUUGACAUACAAGUUAUUAAAUAGGUCAGUCAAAUGUGUCUCGUUGUAACCGUCCACUUAUGUUAAAUAUUUUAUAUACAUCUCUUUAUACUAGUGAUAUGUUUGAUCUAUGCUGUUAGUCAAAAAACAAACAUAAAUGUACAUGUGAAAUAUUUGUUCUGUAUUAUAAAUAAAAGUGGGUUUUUUUUUCUAUAUUAUAAACUCAUUAUCUCUUUGUAUUGCUGACAUCUCUGUGAAAGGGUGAUGUUUUAUUUCAUCAAGCUGAAAAUCUUGUUUGCUUAAAAUAAGCUUAAUUUUUUUUUACACACUUCACAGCAGUAGAUAUAAAUGAUUUAUUUUGAUCUGGAGGUGAACUUUAUAAUUGCACCUAUUUUAACAAAGUUUCAGCUGUCAUAUUUAAGGCUUAUCCUAACAGUAUACAUGUAUGAUGUAGAUUUAGGUGAAAAAUUCCUUUCAUGCAGCUAUCAAGUUUAACUAGAUAGCAAUGACAUUAUCUCUUCCAAAUCUUAUACCAAACUUUUUAUCAUUUAUGGUGUGUACACAUGCUGUAUUAGUUUACUUUUGACAUACUUUUUUUUUUACAAUAUGCAUUCCUGGAUACAGACAUUAUCACUUAUGCACUAAAUUCAAAUAUAAAAGAUUGAAGUUAAAAGUUUAAAUAAAAUCAGUUGUACCAAAAAAAUGGUGUUUUCAGAUUUGUUUUUUUUUUUUUUGAGAAUGAAAUAAAGUAUUCAGAAUAAGUAUGGAUACAAUUGUUCUCGGUGCAUUUCAAAGUUAAGGAAUUUUAAUUUUUUAUAAGUGUCUCUAAAUCAGUCUUUGAAGUUUCUGACCAGCAUCGAUAAUGUUUUAGAUGAAUGUCUUUUAGAACAGUAUAUUGUUUUUAAAGGAUUAUUGCUAUAUUUCCAUUCCUGCCAUUUAUCAAAUGAAUAUAUACAAUCGUUUCUUCAGGGAUCAUGCUUGUUCAUGUAUCAGGUAGGGCUGUGUAGAAUCUCAUAUAGAUGAACAAGACAUUGUCACUACAGAUCUAGAUAUACACUAUAUUGUUUAAUUUAUGUCUGAUGUAAAUUUGACUGUUUUCUAUUUUGAUUCUUUAUAAAUGCACAUGAAAUAAAAAUCAAUUGCAAAAGUGUUGUGGGAUUCGAUUCUAAACGGAACAAAUUUUGACUGAUACAAGAAAAUUUGGCAAGUUUCCUCUAUCUGACCAGUUCAUUCUGUUAGAACUAAUUCAGCUUUUAGAACCAAAAAUGAACGAUUUGACUGUCGUCACUAUAAACUCUGUUAAAGCGCAUGAAUCGCUUAUAAUUUUCAAAUUAUGACUCACUUUACAAUCAUUGAGUAAAAUUAUAUAGAACAAUAGAACAGUUGUGUUAAAUCAUUAUACAAACUUUGCAAUGAUAGUAUAAAGAUGGUACACAAACGGAAAACUAUCAAUGAUAAUGUCAGUUUUGACUUUGUCUUCUUCAUCAAAUUUAGUUGUGUUCAGUUCAGUAUUGUACAUUGCACUAGUCUUCUCUGUUUUCCAUCCAAUAUUUUUUCUGACACCCAUUUUGUAUAUUUUUAUGAACAAUAUGUAACUAUUUUUCGUAUAUCCCUUUGUGCCAUAACAGUGAUGACAUAUCUCUGUUGUAGUAGAUGUUGGUUAUCAAUAUUUGAGUAUUUGUAUAUGGAAAUGCACAAUAACUGAAGGUCUUCAUAAAGAUAUAGAGGACAGAAUUAGAAAAUAUGAACUCACUUGCAGGAAAUUCUAUGGCAUUUUAAAGCAUAUUUUUAUAUUGUAAUCAUCUCUUGUUCAUUUUUUUCAUCAUUUAAGAUUCCCACCUUGCUCCAACAUAUAUUAUAUGUAAUAUAUUUAGUACUUGCAAUAUAUUGUGAUUUAGUGAGAAAAUCUUUUUUAACAAAAGUUUGCAGUUUUUUUUAUAUACUAAAAUUACAGUAAAACCUUGAAAUGUGGAAGGGACCUGUCCUAGCUAUUUGAAUUUAUCUGAGAUUUGUGUCAUUCUAGCUGCUACAAACAUAUUUUUCCUGUUUCAAUUUUUGUUUACCAUGUAUUAACAACCUUGUAUGUUAUUGUUGGAAAAUGCUUUAUGUUGCAAUCCAUUUGCAUUGAUUAUAUGAAAAAAAAAUGGUUCAAAAAGUGACUUAAGAAAAUUAUCUUGUCUAAACUAUUUUUGCAUUGCAUGUAGAUCUCUAGCUAUUUUUUUGGUACAUUAGUAUAUACUGAUGACUUACAGAUCAAGUUUUCAUUUCAAUUCAUUUCAGAUUCCGUUUCCAAAAUUUUUGCAAUACGGCUGCAGGCUAGGGAAUUCAUGUUGGCUUGGGUUUUCAAAUUUCUUUUUAAUUAUCUUUUAUAAAAUGUGUUACACAAUUUUCUAAUUGAUCAAUCUGACAUCAAAAGGUACUAUAAUUAUGCCAUUCUGAUUGCAAUUCAUACAAACUGAUUUGCAUGGAUUAAAUUGAAAUACAAUAAAAACAUACAAUUUUAAUAUUGGGCUCAAUAUUUCAAAACUAUUAUAUUUUCUUUUCCUUCUAAAUUUUCUUGUACUUUGAACAUCAGCAGAUCAGUGCUAUUUUAUGUUCAAUUUAUUUUAUGGGGACUUCGAAAUGUACUUAAGGUUACAGAGAUUUGGAAUCUACCCAGUUAGACUCAUCCAAGUUUAAAAACAUUGAAAAAAAUCGAAAUUUUAAAGGACACUAAAUUCCUUUACUUUUCAUAGUUUUGGACAUGCAGGUUCCACUGUAUUAUUGUAAGAACUAAUGCUACAGCUUUUAUAGUCAUUACAGCAAAGCCAUUUAUAAAAUAGUAAAAUCACCUUAUACACCAAAAAACAAUAGUAAUUUUCCUCAGUAGGCAAUAUUGUCCAAAAGAUUAAAAAGUUUUCUAAGCAAAGAAGUUACAGUAGUCUAAUUCAGGAAGCAUGCAAAUAUUUAACAAAUCUUUAUAUAUUAAACUUUUAAAACUAAAUUAUUGACUUAAGUUGGGGAAAACCUUAUUUUUUUAAAAACAUAUAUAUAUAUAUAUAUCAAUGAAAAAUCCAUAGUGAUACCUGGAUAACCUGCUGUAUCAACACGCCAUUAAUAUUAGUCCAUCAGGCAAUCGAAGUUGUUAAAGCAUAUGAAACAUUUUUUGCCUGGUUUUAUUCUCUAUACAUAGGUACUACAAACUUUUCUCUGUAUGUUUUUUGUAAUUUAAAUGUUAUGUUGCAAGAAAGCCCUUUACUUAGGUGAUUUUUAUGUGUUUCUUCUGUUUAGUAAUUUAAUUUAUCUAUUUAUUUAUAACAAAAUGGCAUGAUAUUUGGUAGUGCUAUGUGAAGCUGCCUUUCUAUUUAUAUAUAGACUUCUCCUGUUGAAUUUUCCAGUAACACAGAAAGUAUGUAUUCCUGUCAAUUUAUUUGUUUGCAAAGCAAACAUGUUUAAAUGGAAUACUAAAGGUUGUAAGAGAAGAUUGAUUUUGUGUGACUAGAUAAUUCACUUGGAAAUUGAUAGUUUAUCAUAAAUGCUUAUUGUAAGAUGUUUACCAUUAAUGCUUACUGAACAUUGUCAAUAAAAUUAAAUAUUGUAAUUAACUCUUUCUUUCAGGUUACGUAAGUUUGGAUUUUUUUUAAAAUAACAUUAUCCCUGGAGAAGGACUUUAAGCAUGUACGAUAAACUUUAAUGAUAGUUUGUGUCUAUUUAUUUGUUAAAGAUUUGUUAAGACUGAUACUGUACAUAGUUAUGUUGUAUAUUUUGUUUGAAAAAGAAUAAAUUGUUAUCUUUUCUAAA
Molecule: messenger RNA, 6193 nt
Organism: Mytilus californianus (California mussel)
Lineage: Eukaryota; Metazoa; Mollusca; Bivalvia; Mytilida; Mytilidae
Product: glucocorticoid-induced transcript 1 protein-like
Exons: 8
Coding region: 377-1738 (453 amino acids)
Source: RefSeq, a predicted model, not a curated record